This is a messenger RNA of Capsicum annuum, 1440 nucleotides long. RefSeq lists its product as uncharacterized. Bases 1 to 1440 code for a protein of 479 amino acids. Lineage: Eukaryota; Viridiplantae; Streptophyta; Magnoliopsida; Solanales; Solanaceae. Gene Ontology annotation, cellular component: nucleus. The transcript has 9 exons. Gene Ontology annotation, biological process: chromatin remodeling. The record is from RefSeq and is a predicted model, not a curated record.
AUGAGCAAAGAAAUUGAUGGAAUGAGGAAGAUAAUGGAGAAAAUCGAUGGAGGAGAUGAUUGUUGGUUGAUGGAGGAAAGAGAGAAAUCAAUCGUAGGUCAAACUUUCAUCAGCGGCCAAACAGGUAGGUCAAACUGGUUGGUUCGACGUUUGACGCCGUCAAGAUCCCGGCAAGACUCUGAAGAUGCUCCGGCGAAACUCCGACGAAACUCAGGCGACGAUCCAGCGGCCUCUUUCCCAUCGACCUUAUUCCGGCAAGCAAUUUUCGACAUCAAAAUUAACGGAACCAGCAACACGCAGACGCACCAUUGUGAUGACUACUUUGCUUAUUGGUGGAUAUUGUUUGUGUUGUCUUUAGCUGCUAGAACCCGGUUAGGGUCAUGUCCGAGGGAGUUAUGGCGGGGGACUAUUUUGGGGGUGAGGGAGGAGGAAAAGGUAGGUGUGGGAGUGGGGGAAAAGUCUGGAGUUAGGGGUGGUAGAAGAAGACGUGUUGCUAGAGUUGAUGUGCUGAGGAUUGGGUCUUGGAAUAUAGGGACUCUUCAGGGUAAGUCUAUACAUCUGGUGGGCUUGGAUGGGGAAGAGAAGUUGCAGUUUUGGGAGGCUUUGGAUGAGGUGGUAAGAGGAGUGCCUAGUUCUGAGAAGAUUGUUAUAGCAGGGGACUUCAAUGGGCAUAUUAGGGCAUUACCAGGAGGCUUUGGCGAUGUGUAUGUUGGUUUUGGUUUUGGGGAGAUAAAUGAAGAGAGAGCUACUCUGUUGGAUUUUGCGAGGUCCUUUAGGUUGGUAGUGCAUAGGCUUUUAGUGAUGGACUUGGGUAUUAAGAAAGGUAAUAGGAGAAGGGGUGAGGAGGGUAGACCUAGAAUUAAGUGGGGCGGCUUAACGCCGACGACUGUACGAGAGAUAGAGGAGAAGGUGGCAGGAAUGGGGGUGUGGGAGUGUAGGGGGACGUGGAUGCGGGAUAUUAGAGAGGAGUACAAGAUAGCUAGGAAGGAGGCUAAGUUAGCAGUUACGGCGACUAAGACAACAACAUUCAAGAGCUUGUACGCGGGGUUGGAGGAGAAUGAAGGGGAAAAGAGGUUACUGAAUAAUGAAGGGGAUAGGGUUAUUGUGUUAGGAGAGCUGGAGAACUCAAACAAGUGUCAUGACUUUAGUUAUUGUAGACGUUUUAAGUUAGAGGAGGUCAGAGAGGCCGUUCGCAAGAUGCGUAGGGGUAGGGCGAUGGGGCCUGAUGAGAAUCCUGUGGAUUUCUUGAAGUUUUCUGGCGAGGCUGGCUUAAGGUGGUUGAUCGAAUUGUGUAGCGGCAUUUUCAAAUGCUCGACAACGGAGGCAAUUCACCUGGUGCGGAGACUGGUGAAAAAGUAUAGGGCAAGGAAAAAGGAUCUUCAUAUGGUGUUUAUCGACUUAGAGAAGGCGUACAACAAAGUUCCUAGAGAGGUUCUUUAG